GUUGUUUUCAUUUAAGCGAUGCUGCACCUGGGUUAUGUUCAACUUUGAAUAAUGGCGUUGUUGUAAACGUUUAUCUGGAUCUAUUUACUCGAGGCGAUGACAGGCGGUGCUGCGGCCCCUCUUAAACAUGGCCACCAUGAUGGAGUAAACGCUGCAACUUUACAAUUCUGAUUUUUGGAGGAAAAAACUAUUUUUCUCGCACCCGAAACGAGGAAUGUUUCACUCCGAGAUAUCCUGCCAAGCACCCGGUCCACAUGAGCGCUUUCGGAAAAGUUUGCUCUCGGAUUACGCGCUGAAUUAAGUUGGCUUGGAAGCUGGAAAGGGAAAAAGAAGAAUCGCAUCAAUUCCAAUGUCAUCAGAGGAUAAGUGUGUGGAUCCCUCUGACCACGACCCAUCUCCUCCCCUGAGCAGUGACGGGGCCACGCCCUCAGGGAGCCCCUCCUCCACAGACCGACGCCCCCGAGGCCGUCCUCGCAAGGAUGCUGUCUCCGUCACGCCUGCGCUCAAGACCAAACGGAAGUCUCGGAGCCGAGGCAGAGCCCAGGCUGACGAUGAGGACAGCAUGGACAGCAUGGACGACGCUGCGCUGCCGCCAGAGACUGAAGCGGGGGAGCUGGAGGCAGAUGAGGAGGACUUCCCCCAGCCGCUGGGUCUCAGCCCCAGGGACGAGCACAUACUCUCCCCGCUGUUUCAGCGCUCGGUGUCGGAGGACUCGGCUGGCUCGUCCGCCUCAGCCACUGGGAACACAAAAACCAGAGAAAAACUCUGUGCCUUCUGUUAUUGUGGAGAGAAGAGUCUCCUGGGUCAGGGAGAGCUGAAGCUUUUCGGCCCGACGCCCGGCUACGUUCCCCUGCACAUCCGCAACCGCCGUGGGAGCUCAGAGAAAGAUGACGAUUACCAUGACGACGACGACGACAAUGACUUCGAAGACAACGACCACACCCGGAGCCCAGGACAGCGCGGGAGGGGUCUGAAAAAGAUCAGCUCUCCAGACAGCGGCCUCCACUCCACCUCGGCACCUGGAAGCACGGACCCCUUCAGCGAAGAGCCCACUCACAAGCUCUGGGACGAGCUCGGUCAGAUCGGCCUUCCCGACGACAUCAACGUCCAAUCUUUAUUCGACCCCACUGGGCAGUGCUGUGCACACUUGCAGUGUGCAGCCUGGUCAGAAGGCGUGUGGCGUGGGGAAGGCGGGCAGGCCCAGCUCUACGUGGACAAAGCCAUCGACUCAGGGAGCACAGAGUACUGUGCGUACUGUAAGCGCCUCGGAGCAUCCAUAAAGUGCAGCGAGGAAGGCUGUGGUCGCUCCUAUCACUACCCCUGCGCGGCCGCGGCGGGAGCGUUCCAGGACGUCAGGAGAUACAGCCUGCUCUGCCCGGACCACGCGCCCCUCGCCCUCACGCGCUCUAAAGACGAGGUGAACUGUUUGGUGUGUGACAGGCCGGGAGAGCUUCAGGACCAGCUCUUCUGCUCCACGUGUGGUCAGCACUACCACGGCUCCUGUCUGGACGUGCUGGUCACGCCUCUGAAGAGGGCUGGCUGGCAGUGUCCUGACUGCAAAGUCUGUCUGACAUGCAGGAACCCGGGGGACGACAGCAAGAUGCUGGUCUGUGACAUGUGCGAUAAGGGCUACCACACAUUCUGCCUGCAGCCCGUCAUGGACUCCAUCCCAACCAGCGGUUGGAGGUGUAAGAAUUGUCGCGCGUGUGCUCAGUGUGGUACCCGGGCCACUGGCCGGUGGACUUCAACUAGCCUGCUGUGUGAGUGUUGCCAACAGCAACAAGACCUCACCCUCUCCUGUCACAUCUGUGGGCGGGCUCACAACCCCGAGGCCUUGAAGGACACACUCACUUGCAACACCUGCAAGAGAUGGGUUCACGUGGAGUGUGAGAGGCGGGAGAAUCCCGAUCCUGGAGUGCAGAAGCGGGACGGCUACAGCUGUGGCGAGUGCAAGCGGGUGGAAGUGGAGGCUACAGGCUGUGCUCCGGACGCCACCGCCGACCCCCAGGCAGCUGCUGAAGUCUUCAUGACUGUAGAAGAGGAAGUUUGUUUGGAGCCCCGGACGACCGCUGUCCCUCCACGCGAGGGGCCGACCGAGUCUCCGUCAGCCAUGGACGCCACGCAGGAGAUCCAGGUGACGGUGACUCUGACUGAGGGGCUGACUUGUCCCCAGCGCUCUCCCACGUUGGCAGCUGCAUCCCCACUGUCCUCCCAGAAUUCCACUGCAGAGGCAGACCGAGAUGACGAGGGCUCUCAAGCCAUCGUGACCGCAGCGGAAACGGGGAAGCACGAAGAGUGUUCCGAGCCAGCGCUUCCGGAGGAGACGCGACCGUCCGCAGACGUUCCAAAAGCGCUCUUCCCCUCGCCUACCAAAGAAACGGAACCGCCCCCGACAGCUGAGGACGACCCCGUGGACGAGUGUCCCUCGUCACCAAAGCCUUCAGAAGACGUGGGGCAAGAGGGUGUCCUACAGUCGCUGGUUCUGUGCGUGGCGCAGGACGGAGGGCGAGAACUGGAGAAGGAGGCAGAGCUGCAGGGCCAGCCCAAACCAGAGGAGGCGAACCAGGAGGAGGAGGAGCAGGAGGUGCCGCCCGAGCCCGUCUGUGCCCCGGCCGUGGAGAACAGCCCCACCCUCGACAUGGACACCACGCCGGCCAGCGAGCUCAGUUUCUCCGGCUUCAGCUCUCCCGCCGGGGACGACAAGGGCCCAGGUUUCAAGCGCUCGCCAGCAAUGUCCCCCGACGGCUCGGCCAAACUGUCCCGGUCGCCCUUCUCUGCAGAGGCCUCGCCGAGGGCGACUCCAACCCACGGCCAGAACCAGCCCGGGUACAGCCCCGGCGUGCCGGCUGCCACGUUCUUCCCCCUCACCCCCAAAAUAGGUAUGGGAAAGCCAGCCAUCUCCAAGAGGAAGUUUUCCCCAGGGAGGCCCAGGGUGAAGCAGGUUGCAUGGAGCGGUCGUAGUACAGUAAGCUCUCCGUCCUGGUCUCCAGACGCACCGGAGUCCUGGGACGGCGCUAAGUGCCAGCAGCAGCAAGCCGAGCACGUCUGGAUGGCCAAAGUGGGCCGUGGCUCUGGCUUUCCCGGAAGGAGGCGUCCCCGCGGGGCCAACAUGUCUGGCAGAGGGGGUCGGGGUCGCUCCAGACUGAAGACGGACAACAGCCUGCUGCUGACCCCGGGGGUGAGCAGCUUUGUGGAGACGCCCUAUGUGGUGAGGGAGGAAGAGGAGAACACCAUGCAUAACACGGUGGUCUUGUUCUCCAGUUCUGACACCUUCACCCUCAAACAGGACAUGUGUGUGGUGUGUGGGAGUUUUGGUCAGGGCACUGAGGGAAGGCUCUUGCCUUGCUCCCAGUGUGGGCAGUGCUACCAUCCUUUCUGUGUCAACAUUAAGAUCACUAAGGUGGUGUUGAGUAAAGGCUGGCGUUGUUUGGAGUGCACGGUGUGUGAGGCGUGUGGGCAGGCCAGUGACCCUGGGCGCUUGCUACUGUGUGACGACUGUGAUAUCAGCUACCACACCUACUGCCUGGAUCCACCCUUACAGAAUGUGCCCAAGGGUAGCUGGAAAUGCAAAUGGUGUGUCUCGUGCAUUCAGUGUGGAACCACGUCCCCCGGCCUGCGCUGCGAUUGGCAGAACAACUACACGCAGUGCGGUCCGUGUGCCAGCUUGGCAGUGUGCCCAAUCUGUGCCCGUAGCUACAGGGAGGAGGAGCUGAUCCUUCAGUGCCGGCAGUGUGACAGGUGGCUGCAUGCAUCCUGCCAGGGUCUGAACUCAGAAGAGGAAGCAGAGAACGCAGCAGACGAUGGCUUUGACUGCACCAUGUGCAAAAUGAUCACUCUGCCCACACACGGCCCAGCUGGCGUAGGUGUAAAUCUAUGUGAUCCCAGCAGCGACCCCACGAUAAUGGCUCAGAUUGUAUCUAAAAUAAAGGAACAUGACUUCCAGAAGACAUACACGCAGGAUGGUGUGUGUCUGACCGAGUCAGGCCUGUGUCAGCUGCAGAGCCUGUCUGUGCCCUCGGUCCGGCGCCGGAGACACAAACCCAAACUCAAGCUCAAAAUCAUCAACCAGAACAGUGUAGCUGUGUUACAGACUCCUUCAGAACCACAGUGUGAGCUGUCUCGCGAAGGGGAUAUGGACGAUAGCAGAGAAGUUGAUCUGAUGGACUGUGAUGGGAAGUCUGACUCCAGUCCUGACAGAGAGCCCAACGACGAGGACCUGAAGGGAGCGGAGGGCGUCGACAGCAUCAAAAAGAGGAAGCGGAAACCCUACCGGCCAGGUAUUGGUGGGUUUAUGGUCCGUCAGAGGAGCAAGGCUGGCCAAGGCAAAGCUAAGCGAUCCCUUAGCAGGAAGGACUCCACUGCAUCUCUCGCAGAGAACCCCAUGGUGAAAGAAGGCUGGAAUGAACCGGACAACCCUGUGGAGGAGCCGCCCCCUGUGGCCGAACCCUCAGAGAAAGUCAAGAAGCGAUACAGGAAGAAGAAGACCAAACUGGAGGAGACGUUCCCCUCGUAUCUCCAGGAGGCUUUCUUUGGGAAGGAUCUCCUAUAUAAGAGCAAACAGGCUAAGCAGAAGUUGGAGACGAUGGGCGCGGCGGAUGAGGAGUCUGUUCACGGAGACAGCGCGCCCGCCAGCUUCCUGGACUCGUCCUCUGAUCCCCUUCUCAGCGCUGCGGCCACGCCCAUCUCUGCCAAAGCUGGCACACUGCCGAGUGCAGAUGAUCCGUUAGCCGAGCUGGUUCUGCAGUCAGACGACGAUCUCCUGGGGAUGCUGUCGGACGACCUGGUGAAACCAGGGCAUGAUUCAGGUCUUGAUUUAUGUGCUUUCCAGGUGGACAGCUCCCCCUCUGCGUUCGCGGGUUUGGACAUCGGGGCUGUCCCUGUUGGCCCUGCCAGGCCUCUUCAUCCCGCCCCUGCCCGGGGACCUCGGCAGCUGCAGGAGGAACCCCUGGACGUGAUUCUCAGCCCUGAACUAGACAAGAUGGUGACUGACGGAUCCAUCCUUAGCAAGCUCCAGAUUCCAGAACUGGAGGGCAAAGAAGUGGAAGACUUGUUCACAGCAGUGCUCAGCCCCAGCUCCAGCCAAUCACCUGGGCUCACCCAGCCUCCCAGCUCCGCCCCCAGCAUGCCAGUCAUAGCCAUGCCGCACCAAGGACCAGGAGAUGGUGGAAUGUUUCCUCGCAUGCCUGUGGUGAAUGGUGUGAUGGCUCCAAACCCUGUCUUUCCUCCAAAUCCCAUGAUGCCUGGAAGUGCCGUUUCUGGCACUUUCUCUCCCAUCCACCGGAUGCCUUUUCCCGAAAGCAUGAGAGAGAAGAAGUUCAGCCAGAUGGGCAGUGAUAUGGUGGGUCCCUGGAGUGCUCCUGUCCCCAUGCCUGGUCCAGCUCCUUCUGCAGACGCAGAAACGGACACCAUGUCUAAUGCCCAGAGGAGCACCCUGAAGUGGGAGAAGGAGGAGACCCUUGGAGAGCUGGCCACUGUGGCACCUGUGCUUUACACCAACGUCAACUUUCCCAGUCUAAGAGAGGAGUUUCCAGAUUGGUCGACUAGGGUGAAGCAGAUUGCGAAAUUGUGGAGAAAGGCUAGUUCUCAGGAAAGAGCCCCAUAUGUGCAAAAGGCUCGGGAUAACAGAGCAGCUCUUCGUAUAAACAAAGUUCAGUUGUCUAAUGACACUAUGAAGAGACAACAACACCAGCAGGCACCUGACCCCUUUGACCCCGGCGUCUCCAUGGAAACAGAACUGCUCUUCAAAGAUCCGCCCAAACAAAAGGAGUCGCAGCAUGAACAGGAGUGGAAGCUGAGACAGGGAGAAUUAAGUCAGAUGUGGGGACCCCUUAAGAAGCAGCAGGAAAAGGUCCCAAAAAGCAAAGCCAUAAAAUCAACAAAUAAAGACGUCCUUUUUGGACAUUCCAACCAGGCAACUAUAGCUGCAGGAUGUGGAAAAAAUUCUCUGCAAAUGAGACAAAAGAGCAAGCAGCAGGCGAAGAUCGAGGCCACUCAGAAGCUUGAGCAGGUUAAAAAUGAGCAGCAGCAGCUUCAGCAGCAACAACAAAAACAAGCACCACCACCACCGAAACAGCACCAGCAACACCACCAGCAACAAUACAGUGGACAGUCAGGUGGAGAUGCCACCAACAGUGGGAGUGGAAGUCCUAUGACGCCUCAGCCCACCAACGGAAGCAACACGUCCCCUCUACAGCAAACGGCGCUCAAGGACAACUUUGUAAAACCCCAGCUUCCUGGAACUCCAACCUCAAGUUCAUCAUCAGAUGAUGUUUUUCUGCGCCCACAACCGCCUCCUCAAUCAUCCGUGGCAAAGACUCCCACCCAUGACGGCCAGUACCCACAAGGAUCAUCAUCUCAAUCUCAGUCUCCUCAGGUGUUUUCUCCUGGUUCAUCUGGCUCCCGGCCAUCUUCUCCUUGGGAUCCGUAUGCUAAGAUGGUGGGUACUCCUCGUCCCCCACCAUCUGGGUCAAGCACACCUCGUAGAGGGUCGCUGUCUGACAUGCAAGAGAGGGGAAGACCUUCCCCGGCCCAUGAGCCCUUUGGCUCUCCAACGUCUGCGAGUGCUGACAUGUACACAAAGCCACCAGACACACCCAGGCCCUCAGAUCCAUUUGUGAAACCUCUUGGUCCCCCAAGGUCUGGACCUGUAUCAGAACAGCAGCAACCAGGUAGAUACAUGUUGGCCAGUGCUCCAACAGGGGACAACUUUACCAGGCCAAACCAUAGAUCAGAACAUUACCAGCGGAUGCCGCACAAUCGUAUGGUCCUUUCCGACCCUUACACAAGGCCGCUGUUGACACCUAUUCCAGGAAGCAGUGAAUCUGGCUUCGUGCCAGUGUUUAAAACUCCAAUGCCUCCCUCUCAGACUCAGCAAGACCCUUUCAGUACGGCACAGCAAGGCAUGAGACGUGGACCACCUGAUGGUUUCCCUCAGGGUCAGCAGAGUGACCCUUAUGCACAUCAACCCCACACGCCUCAUCCGUCAAUGGGAGAUGCUUUCAACAGUGAAGGCAGGAUGAUGCGUCAGGCCUCAGGAGGCCACUUUGCUCAGCCCAUGCCCAUAAACCGACAUCCUCAAAGGGACUUGUAUGCACAUGCGCCCUCUACACCUAGACCAGAUUAUUCCCAGCAGAUUGCUGAUUCUUAUGCCCAACCUCCGGGUACUCCACGACCUCAUGACCCCUAUGCUCAGCCUCCUGGUACCCCAAGUCCACAUUCUGAUCCAUACUCGAUGCCACCAUCUACUCCUCGACCUGCUCCUAUGGAACAGUUUUCUCAGUCACAGCCGUCUGGUCGCAGACAAUCUCCGUCUCACACUAUAGAUCCAUAUGCACAAAUGGCAGGUACUCCAAGACCAGCACCAGGAGAAAGGUAUCCCAAGUCCCCAGGCAGCCAGAGAAACGCAGACGCAUACAUGCAGGCUGCUGGAACACCUAGACCAUCCAAAUCAGAUCCAUAUGACCAGCCACCUGGAACUCCAAGACCAGUUCACACAGACCCAUAUUCUCAACCUCCUGGGACCCCAAGGCCAAGCCCCAUGGUUCAUCCUUCAGAUCAGUUUAGUCAUCAGGCUCAAAACAGGAUGCCAGAUCCCUUUUCUCAUCCAGCUGGUCCAGGCUGUCAGACCCCUAAACACCCUGGUAUUUCAGACGAAGGUUUCUCUUUGCCACAGUCCAACCCUAAUCAAACACCUAUUCAUGACCCCUUUGAGCAAGCUCCAGUGACCCCUUGUCCACAGUCGGGGGAAAGGUUGGCUCAUGGUGUUGGCCCACAGGCUACAAGCAGCUCUUCGGAUACCUUGCAACCAGCACUAGGGGACACAGAAGAAAAACUUAAACAGCGUCAGAGAUUACGACAGCUGAUCCUGAAACAGCAGCAACAAAAGAGUGCCAUCAGACAAGAGAAGGGACUUCAGGAGGCUACUGGCACUCCUGCACCCGUUACUCCUAUGCAUUGGUCACAGGAAGACUCUGGGCCUCAGAAUGACAUGUUUGGCCGCCCACCGCCCCCAUAUCCUGGAACUAUGAGACCUUCACCCAUGCAGGGAAGUCAGAGGUUUCCUGGGACUUUCCUUGGGGAUCAACGGGCACCGUUUCCCGAUGAGGCUCAGUGUCCCCGACCUCAGUUUUCCAGAGAACUGAGCACUGUGGGCAUAAGACCACAAGGGCCUAGGUUUGGAUUUCCUGCUGGAGCUACAGGUCAGGAGCCAUUCCUUCGCCCCCCCCACCAGAUGCAAGGUGGGCCAAUGGUUGAUAAUGUCCCACCACAGUUGAGAAGAUCUCUACCAGCGGAUCUCCCUAGAUCAAUGGGAAGUAGCCCUCAGAUGGGCCUUCCUCAACACUUUCCACCACGAGGCCUUACAGUACAGCAGCACAAUAUAAUGGGGCAACCUUUUAUUGAGCUUCGACACAGGGCUCCAGAGAACAGAGUCAGACUACCCUUUGGGCCACCCAAUAUCUUGGACCAUCCUAACCAUCCUCAGAGACCUUCUAGCAGCUUCAUGACGGGGCAGAAUAUGGCCUUUGCUGGCAACCAAACACCACGAUCCAUGAAUCCAAUGAUGGGUCAACCACAACAGGGAUCAGCCGGUCAGAUGCCUGUGUCGGCUAGUAUGGAAAACCUGCACCAGCGAGCAAAUAUGCCAGUGAGCACUGUUCAGCGACAUCCCUCUGUGACAACCACGCACACUCAUCCGGUCCGUGGUGAAGCACUUAAUUCUGCCCAGUCGACCCUUCUCCCUGUGACGGUCCCCGGUACAGAAGUCGUCCCUCUACCCUGUGGUGAUGGGAUGGAGGAGAAGCUGGACACGGAUGACUCUGCUGUGAAGGACCUUGAGGAUGUAGAGGUUAAAGAUUUGGUUGAUGAUGAUUUGGAGAACUUGAACCUCGAUCCAGUUGAUGGCAAGGAUUUGGAUCUGGAAACGAAUGACCUCCACCUUGACGAUUUCAUUGAGUCUGGGAAAUUUGACCUUAUUGCUUACACCGAUCCUGAGCUGAACCUUGAGGACAAGAAGGAUAUGUUCAACGAGGAAUUAGAUCUCAGUGACCCCAUAGAGGAUGACCAUGGAGAAACCUCAGACCUUCAGAAGGGCUUGUCUGGGAAGAAAAGUGGCACCUGUGGAAGUACAUCAACACAAACAAUGAAUAAAUUGGAUGGUCAGCCUUCUGGUCAUAUCAAACAAGAAGAGUGCCUGUCAAAGGAAAGCUCUAAUAAUCUGCUGACGGAGAGCACUAUUAAAACAGAGGCCAAACCGGGUUCAUUGGUCAGCCAGGACCCUUCUGUAUGUGGGGGUCCCUUAAGUAAUAACAGGCCACUGAGUAGUAAAGGCAGCCAGGGGAAUGUGUCUAAUCUGUUUGAGGGAUUAGUCCAGCAGGCUGGGGUAUCAAGUACAGCUGUUCCUUCUGGCUCUGCCCCAGUACUCUCAAGUCUUUUAACCAAGGACAAACUUGAGGACUCUGGGAUUGAUGCUCAUCACCAAGGUGAUCUUCCCCAGCCUGACCAUGGCCCAGAUCUUCAGUCAAACAUGGGCAUGGUGAUCUUGCAGGGUCAAGGGCAAGAUCACAGUAUGAACCCUGCAGUGGCAAUGGGACACAGAAUAAAUGCACCACUUGCUCACGCAGGAUCAUUGGGGAAUCCCAACAUGAUGACUGCAAGCAACCAGCAAAUUCCGGUCCAAGGAUUCGGAGCUUCUCCGGGACAUCAAGUGGAUCCGAGCCUGCCAAUGGUGGCUGGCCAGCAGGCAGUACCCCACACCCUCCACCCCCAAGUCCAGCAGGGGAUGAUCCCACCGGGAGCUCUUGGGCAACAGGGAGCAAAGGUACAGCAGAGCCAGUCGAACAGACCACUGCUGUUAGAUGAGCAGCCCCUCCUGCUCCAAGACCUUUUGGAUCAGGAAAGACAGGAGCAGCAACAGCAGAGGCAAAUGCAGGCCAUGAUUCGUCAACGCUCCGGUGACCAGUUCUUCCCAAAUAUUGACUUUGACGCCAUCACGGACCCAAUCAUGAAAGCGAAGAUGGUGGCUCUGAAGGGAAUCAACAGGGUGAUGGCACAGAACAGUAUGGGAAUGACACCCAUAGUCAUGAACAGGAUGCAGCAGGUUCCGGCGCCGCACGGGCCAGAUGCUGUCGGAUUCCCUCAACACGCGUUUGGACAGGAUGGAAAACUGAUACCACAGCUGGCAAGGCCAGACCCCCCUAGUUUCGGACCUGGUUUUGUCAAUGAUGCACAGAGAAAACAAUAUGAGGAGUGGCUUCAGGAGACACAGCAGCUACUACAGAUGCAGCAGAAGUUUCUAGAAGACCAGAUCGGGGCUCACAGGAAAUCGAAGAAGGCCCUCUCGGCAAAACAGCGCACAGCUAAAAAGGCUGGCCGCGAGUUUCCUGAGGAAGACGCAGAACAGCUGAAGCAAGUGACAGAACAACAGAGCGUGGUUCAGAAGCAGCUGGAGCAGAUCCGUAAACAGCAGAAGGAACACGCUGAACUGAUCGAGGAGUACCGCGUCAAACAGCAGCAGCAACAGCAGCAGCAGCAGCAGCGUGGUCUCCAGCCGCCCAUGAUGAACCCACUGCAGGCCAUGCCAGGAAUGCAAGGCCAAGCCCCUGCCAUGAUGUCUGGGGGACCCCAUAUGGGACAGCCCAUGAUGUCACCUAUGCAGCCCCACCCAGCUCCGCCCAACCCCAGCCGCAUGCCCAACAUGCCAGGCUGGCACCCGUCCGGGCCUGGGCCCAUGGGUGGACCCAGAUUGCCAUCUCACAUGCCCACUCAAAUGCCACCAUCCAACCCGGGCCAGCUUCCUCAGGCCCAGCCUCCACCUGCCAUGGUGCCAGGAGUACCACCUGGCCAGCAUGGCGGUGUACCUGGAGGCCACGGCGUCGGGGGCGGAGGUGGUGCCGCCCCUCAUGUGAAGUUUGAUGACAACAACCCGUUCAGCGAGGGUUUCCAGGAGCGCGAGCGGCGCGAGCGUCUGCGAGAGCAGCAAGAGAGGCAGCGGGUGCAGCUCAUGCAGGAGGUGGAGAGGCAGAGGGCCUUGCAGCGGCUGGAGCUGGAGCAGCAGGGAACCGGUGUUGGCCCAGACUCCAGUCGCGACAACCUUUCCCACAUGCCCUUCUACAGUGCUGAGCUCCCCCGAGACUUCAUGCAGCCUGCCGGGCCUCAACAGCCGCAGCAGAUGGUGUCCGUGUUCCCCCAGCAGGGGGCCUCGUCUCUAGACUUUGGGGGCCCCGGCCCAACCUUCGCGCAGGGUGGAGACCGGCGACCUAUACCCGGGAGCGGAGCCUUCCCUGGCCAGGAGAUGGGGCCAAAUUUCCGGCCAAAGAAUCCGAUCAUGCAUGCGAUCAACUUCGUUCCGGGUCAGCCUCGCCCGUCGGCGCUGCCCCAGGGCGGAAGUGAGGCCCCUCUGUUUGGCAUGGAGUCGGCUACACCCUUGCCACCUAAUUACCCCGGCUCAGGGCAGUCUCUUAUACAGCUCUACUCUAACAUUAUCCCCGAAGAGAAGGGCAAGAAAAAAAGGACCCGGAAGAAGAAAGACGCCGACACAGAGUCUGUGAAAACCCCCUCCACGCCGCACUCGGAUCUCACCGCUCCCUUGACCCCAUGCGUGUCGGACACGUCAUCCACCCCCACGCGCAGCGCCAACCAGCAGGGCGACCAGGACCACGACCCAAACAACCCCUCCUCCUCCACCGGGCUGGCUCCUUCCUCGGAACUGGAGUGGCAGCUGUCGGGAAGCGGGUGUCCGUUUGGUCGGCAGUCCGGUGCGGGCUCGGAGACAGAGCGUGGCGCCCUGGACAAAGCCCACGAGAUCAAGCAGGAGACGCUGGAGGUGAACGAGUGCUGGGGGCACGAGGGAGAGCCAGGUGCUGUGCACGGCGCGGACGUCACGGGCAAGGUGAAGCUCGAGGAAGGUGGCGAGGGAACCUCCCCCCCAGGCGUGACGGGACUGAGUCCCGCGCACGCUGCCAAGGGCGACUCUGGGAAUGAGCUGCUCAAACACCUGUUGAAGAACAAGAGCACGUCCCCGCCUUCGACCGCACCCCUUAUACACCAGGUAUCCAAUGACAACCUGCGGUCAGAAGAGGGCAUGCCAGACAUUAAGGGCUCUGUAAAGCUGGUGUCUGCUGUUUGUUUGGGUGCCGUGAACAGCCAGCUGACGAGAAACGUGGGUCCUCCUGAACCGUCCCUUCCAGAACCAGGCAAGAAGAAACAGCGCAGCAAGAGAACGCCCAAGACUGGGGCUGACAAACCCGCCUCACGCUGGAAGAAGAGGAAGAGGGAGCGAGAGGAGAUGGAGGCAGCCUACCCCACUACAGACACGCUGAUGACGCAACUCGAACAGCAUCUCACCCUGUUGCCUCUGAUGGAGCCCCUGAUUGGGGUGAACUUCACCCACUUCCCCCCGUAUGGUAGCGGGCAGCUGGAUGGAGAGAACAGGCUGUCUGGUUCUUUUGGAAGUGCGUCGCUGGAUGGAGUGUGUGAUUACUACUCCCAGCUCAUCUUCAAGCAGAACAACCUGAGCAACCCUCCGACGCCGCCUGCCUCGCUACCGCCCACGCCCCCUCCCGUGGCCAGGCCGCAGAUGGUGAACGGCUUCGCCACCGCCGACGAGCUCGCACGCAAGGCCGACGUCAUGAGUGACCACGCGGUUUCCAAAAGCUUGGGACCGAGGCCACUCUCGGCUGCCUUUAGAGGAGAGGACAACCUCCUGACACAGGCCAUUUCUCAGGGACCCAAGACUGUAGACGUGCCCGCGUCACUCCCCACGCCGCCACACACCAAUCAGGAGGAGCUUCGGGGCCAGGAGCACUGUGCUGACAGGGACACUCCGGACAGUUUUGUCCCGUCCUCGUCCCCAGAGAGUGUCGUGGGUAUGGAGAUUGGACGUUACCCAGACCUGUUUCUAGUGAAGGAGGAACCUCUGUCCCCCGUCAUCCCAAUCCUGCCCAAUGCCAGCGGGAAAGGUGGCACAGAAAUCAAACAGUGGGAGGUGAAGAAGGAGCCCCCGAGUGCUUUCUUCAGCUCGGAGCGCCACGUCUCCUACUCAAAGUCCGGCCUGAUGUCCAUCGCUCUCACUCUGAACUCAGCGGCAGCAGAGAACAUCCAGGGCGUGCUGACAGCCGUCGCUGGACUGCUGCAUGUCCCUGUUCCCCCCCACUAUGAGGUCACGCGCUCUCCAGGCCUGCAGACACACAACUCCCUGGCAUUGCUAGCUGGUCUCAAGGUCCCCGCUUCACACAGGCUGGACCCCUGUCAGGCCUCCCUGUUUCCCCAGUCUGGGAUGAGGUUCCCCAGGACACCAGUACCCUCCGGCAACCCAGGAAUGAUGCGUCCACCCCAGCAUGUUGGGCUUGGAGCCCACCCAAGCACUGGUUCGACUGUGGUCAGACCCGACUAUCGGAUGGAUGGAAGCAGCUAUGGCCAAAAGCCACAGUGGUGUGCCCACUGCAAAGUGGUGAUUCUGGGAAACGGAGUCCGCAAGUCAGCCAAAGACCUUCUCUGCAGUAAACAGGAGGGCCAGACGCAGGCUGUGAACAACACUGUCUUCUGCAGUCAGAACUGUUUUGCUCUCUACCUGUCCCCCACGCAGCCCAAACCGGCAGACGGCAAGAACGUGUCCGCCUUGCCUGACUCAGCAGAGAAAAGCCACGCCAAGGUGCUUCACUCCUACAGUAACAACAUGUCCGCCCUGGACGUGCACUCGCUGGCCCAGAUGCAACCUGAGCAGACUCCCCCCUCCACGCCUCCCGUCUUUUUCCCCUCCAUUUCCCUGGACGUGCCGAAGGCCGAGGUCAAGCCCGAGGCCCUGAAGGUCACGGUCAAGCUUAAGCCCCGCCCCCGGGCCGUCCACAACGGCGGGGACGAGACCUGCCACCUGGCCGGAAAGCGCUGGAAGGGUCUGCGAUGGCGGAAGUGGAGCGUGCAGAUCGUGUUGCCCGAGGGCGACGUGCACCUGCAGAACAAGGAGGAGCUGGAGGAGCUGAUGAAGAAACUGGACGCCUCCCUCCGGCCUGAGCCCCUCCCCAAAGACCUGCGCCGCUGCUGCUUCUGCCACGAAGAGGGCGACGGACUCACCGACGGCCCCGCCCGCCUCCUCAACCUGGACCUGGACCUGUGGGUGCACCUGAACUGUGCCCUAUGGUCCACCGAGGUGUACGAAACGCAGGCGGGUGCUUUGAUCAACGUGGAGCUGGCGCUGAGGCGCGGCCUGGCCGUGCGCUGCAGCUACUGCCAGCAGAUGGGCGCCACCAGCGGAUGCCACCGUUUGCGUUGCACCAAUGCCUACCACUUCACCUGUGCCCUCCGGGCCCAGUGCACCUUCUUCAAGGACAAGACCAUGCUGUGCCACCUGCAUAAGCCCCGUGGGGGCGGAGCCGCCGUAGGGGCGGUGCCGGGCGGGGCGGAGCAUGAGCUGCGCUGCUUCGCCGUCUUCCGGCGGGUGUACGUGCAGCGCGAUGAGGCCAGGCAGAUCGCGAGCAUCGUGCAGCGCGGCGAACGCGAGCACACGUUCCGCGUGGGCAGCCUGGUCUUCCGCGCCGUCGGCCAGCUGCUGCCGCAGCAGAUGCAGGAAUUCCAUUCUCCCGCAGCCAUAUUCCCCAUCGGAUACGAGGCCAGCCGGAUAUACUGGAGCAUGCGGCACGCGGACCGCCGCUGCCGCUACCUCUGCUCCGUCGACGAGAGGGACGGCGCCCCCGAGUUCUCCAUUCGCGUGGUGGAGCAGGGAUAUGAGGACCUGGUGCUGACCGGAGCUUCCCCCAAAGGAGUGUGGGAUAAGGUCCUGGAGCCCGUGGCUGAGAAGAGGGGCGAGUCUGACACCCUCAAACUGUUCCCCGUCUACCUGAAAGGGGAAGACCUGUUUGGACUGACCGUACCUGCUGUCACCAGGAUUGUGGAGUCGCUGCCUGGAGUGGAGGCAUGUUCACGCUACACUUUCCGUUACGGUCGUAACCCCCUGAUGGAACUUCCUCUGGCCAUCAACCCCUCAGGAUGUGCUCGCUCUGAACCCAGGGCCUGCACACAUGUCAAGAGGUUUGUGUUAAGGCCUCACACACUGACCAGUAGCAGCAGUUCCACUAAGGCCCUCCAGAGUAACGGAAGCCCUGCUGAGCUCACUGGUGCCCCCUACAGCAAGCAGUUUGUACACUCCAAGUCCUCCCAGUACCGCCGCAUGAAAGCCGAGUGGAAGUCCAACGUCUACCUAGCCCGCUCCCGUAUCCAGGGCUUGGGUCUGUAUGCGGCCAGGGACAUAGAGAAAUACACCAUGGUGAUUGAAUAUAUCGGGACAAUCAUCCGUAACGAGGUGGCAAACCGCAAGGAGAAGAUGUACGAAGCACAGAAUCGUGGCGUCUACAUGUUCCGCAUCGAUAGUGAGCAUGUCAUCGAUGCGACCAUCACAGGAGGACCAGCCAGGUACAUCAACCACUCCUGCGCACCAAACUGCAUAGCUGAAGUUGUGACCUUUGAGAGAGGUCACAAAAUCAUCAUCAGCUCCAACCGCCGAAUCCAGCGCGGCGAGGAGUUGUGCUAUGACUACAAAUUUGACCUCGAAGAUGACCAGCAUAAAAUUCCUUGCCACUGUGGUGCAGUAAACUGCAGAAAAUGGAUGAACUAAAUCAGAGGCCUUUUAAGGUGGACCGAGAACAUUCACACUCCACACUUAUGCAUUCCUUCCCAUCUUUUUCUAGGCCCAUUUCUAAAGAGGAAGCAUUUUGUUACUUAAUCUUUAAACUUAUCAGGGCAGACGAAAAGACCGCAGAACUGUAAGAGUUGAAGAGACCUAGUCCAAGGUUCCCAAAAGAAAGAUAAGGCAUGAAGCCAGUUGGAGUAGUGUUUGGGUUUGAGGGGUCAGGGGCGGAGCUUCCGCAGGUGACCACCCGCGUGUAACGCGCAGCCGCACACUGGGGCCCUCUGGCUUGCAGAGCGCAAGCUGCACGGACAGCCGUUUCUCUGAGGAAGAGGCAAAAAGGAGCUCUCACCAGCUGACCAGGAGAGUUCAGUGCUGGCCACAACCUUACAUAGUUAUUAAGAGGCAGGUCCUCUGGGUAAAGAAUAUAUACAGAUGUACACGUAUAUUGAAACAAAUGUAGACACCACUGAACAAGGAAUGUACUGAGAAUACUUCCUUAGGGAUAAAACUAAGGGAAUAUUAACUUGCACUAAAACAACAACAAAAAAAUACAGUUUAAAAUACUUGAUUCCAUGAGUCAGUUUAUCUUUUUUUUUUUUCCCUUUGUUUUUAAUUUCUGUAAAAUAAGAGGCAACGUUUUGUAUUUAUUAUCAAUUGAAGCUAUUUUUUAAAGAAUGUGGAAAUAGAAAGCUGCGCUGCUUCGGAAGGCUUCAGAUCGAACAGACCGUGUUACUUUAUAAGAUAUGUAAAUAUACAUCUAAAAUUAAGAAUUUAGAAAUACUCGACCAAAUGCUACCUUAACUUCAUUAUAGCUAUUUGGGUGACUCUUUUUUGUUUUUUCUUUAACAAAAAGGGGAAAAAAGUAUUUAAGAAGGAUGUCAAGAUAUAAUUUUGAGAGUCUAUGUGUUGUAUAAAAUUGUACAGAAUCUGUAAAAACAAAAAAAAUGAAAAGAAUUCAGAGUAUUUUUGUUGUAUUUAGAUUGUAGAAUCAAUAUUGUCUAAAAUUCUGACCACUUGAAGAAUAUACUUUCUUAGUUUGUUUUUCCUUUUUACACUUUGGUUUCAUGUACUUUUUGCAAUCAAUGAACGCACCAAUCACGCUGCGCUGAUUGUGACGACAUAACCUGCUAAUCAUGAACGACCUGUGCUGUGAAUUUACAUUAGAAACCCACCAAUCAGAAACCGGUAGCUUUAGCUUAGCGAGCGUGAGGGGUUUCCAUUCUUAAUACAAAGUUGUGGUGCACAUGUAGAGGAACACACAUGACUUUCGCCGAGAAAAAUAAAUGCCUUUCACGUUGCUUUGACAUUUAGAAAAAAGAAAAAAGUAUGGGUUUUUUGGUUUGUUUACAUUAUUUUAAGAAAGAUGCUGUUUAGUGUUUGAGUAGCUGAAAAUCAUGGUAUGAUGUUUUGAACUUUAAUAAAGGAUUGAAACACUGGUGAAAGCAUUUUGCUUACCAGUUUGAAAUGAAGGUUUGUGUGCACAACUAAAGUGGACUACAAUUGUUGAAAUAUUCAAAGUCUAGAGUUUGUCAUGUACAUGGCAUGAUGUAUUUUUUAAUACUUUCAAAUGAAUCAAUUGUACAUAAUUUCUCAAUGACUGGUUGUAAUGAAAUUGUUUCUUGGAUAUUUUUCCCCUCUUGUAAUAUUCAGACCUUAACAGUACUCGUCUCUUCUUGGUCCUGUACAGUAGUAUACAAUGUCAAAAAUGAAGCCUUUUUGGAGUUUGUGGAAUCAGAUUUAGGAACAUUUACAAAAAAAUAAAUAUUUUACAUCUUUAA
Electrophorus electricus (electric eel) is the source of this 17397-nucleotide messenger RNA. The record is from RefSeq and is a predicted model, not a curated record. NCBI's taxonomy places the organism in Eukaryota, Metazoa, Chordata, Actinopteri, Gymnotiformes, Gymnotidae.